AUGGCUACGGAACAGGAAGCGUCGGCAACCUUGGGCCUCCGUUUCCAGUCUGCGCCGGAGGAUGUGGCUCUGCCCCCCGUGGACCCAGAGGGUCAGGAUUCGGCAGCCAGGUUGGAAGAGCCUCACAAACUCCACCACACCGACCUUUGUGGGGGAAAAGAGGACCUCCUGAGCUGCAGUGGGGAGCACGCGGUCAGAAGACCCAAGUGGGGCAACCCACCACUCCUGCUUCCUGCCCCUUGGGACGUCACAAAGACUUGCCUGUCUUCCUUGGAUGGGCUGGCCGAUCUGAGCAGAGAACAGGCCACACAACUCCUCCCAGGCCACGGUGGGGAAGCCAAACCGGCCUCCAGCUGCUUGGACUCUGAGGUGGGCUACUCAGACCCACGGGGGGAUCCCUCGGAAAAGGGUGCCGUCCCCAUGGAGGGGCAGCGGCUGAACUUCCGCCAGUUCCGCUACCAGGAGGUCGAGGGACCACGGGAAGUGUGCAGCCAGCUCUGGUACCUGUGCCACCGUUGGCUGAAGCCGGAGAGGCACACCAAGGAGCAGAUCCUGGAGCUGGUGAUCCUGGAGCAGUUCCUGGCCAUCUUGCCCUCGGAGAUCCAGACCUGGGUGAAGAGAGGAGGACCCGAGAGCUGCGCCCAGGCGGUGGCCCUGGCCGAGGGCUUCCUGCAAGGACAACGGGAAGCUGGGAGUUGCGGGGAGCAGGUGAGGUCAGAUCUGUCCUGGACAAGACUUUAGAAAAUGAGAGUUGGCUGCUCCCAGAUGUAUUUUAUUCCACUGAUCCAUCACUUCCCAUAGAAUUGCAUCUUGGAGAAGUACUGUAUUUUUCACUCUAUAAGACAUACUUUUUCCCUCCUAAAAAGUAAGGGGAAAUGUGUGUGUGUCUUAUAGAGCGAAUGCAGGCUGCGCAGCUAUCCCAGAAGCCAGAACAACGAGAGGGAUCGCUGUGCUCCCUCUUGCUGUUCUAGCUUCUGGCUUAGCCGUGCUUUCUCUUCCCCCACCUCCUGUGUGCGGCUCUUGGGGGCUUUUCCCCGAGGAGGGAGAAGGGCAACCUGUCAGUAAUGGAUUGCCCUUCUCCCUCCUCAGGGAAGAGCCUGCAAACACACGCUCCAUGCGGCUUGUGAAAGGGAGCGCUGAGCAGAGCCUGGGAUGCAUACAGUCUCUGCUCAGAGCUCCCUUUAAAGAAUAUUUUUUUUCUUCCAUUCCCCCUCUAAAAACUAGGUGCGUCUUAUGGCCAGGUGCGUCCUAUGGAGCGAAAAAUACGGUAACUCUUUUUCUUAUGCAUUCAUGAUGAUUUGUGCUCUGGAAGGUAUUGGGGCGGUGACACACAAUCCGCCUUACGGGUGGUGCUGUGGUCUAAACUACUGAGCCUCUUGGGCUUGCCGAUCAGAAGGUUGGUGGUUCGAAUCCCUGCAAUGGGAUGAGCUCCCAGUGCUCUGUCCAAUGCUUUUUUCUAAAAAAUGUUUAGGGGUACUCUCAUUUUCCUACUCGUGUUGAAAUACUGCCCCUCAAUGAGGCUAAACUUACAUUCACAAAAAGUUUAGGAGUAUUUUCUGCAUCCCCCCAGAAAAAAAGCACUGGCUCUGCUCCAGCUCCUGCCAACCUAGCAGUUCGAAAGCACGCCAGUGCAAGUAGAUAAAUAGGUACCGCUGUGACAGGAAGGUAAACGGCGUUUCCGUGCGCUCUGGCUUCCAUCACGGUGUUCCGUUGCGCCAGAAGCAGUUUAGUCAUGCUGGCCACAUGACCCAGAAAGCUGUCUGUGGACAAACGCCGGCUCCCUCAGCCUGAAAGCGAGAUUAUUGUUUGCACCUGGAAAUGUUUUGUGGGUGAACAUGCUGCGUCCUUUCCAAUCCACGCAUGGCCUGUAACUUCCUUAAUAAAUUUGGUAACGAUUUUUAAAACUGCAAAUGUUGGGGUGUGGCCGCUUUUGUUGUGUUGUAGCGCAGGAGCAUCCCUUCUGGUCAGCAAUAGCACAGUGACAUUAGGGCAGCAGAACAGCUAGUAAAUUGGGAAUGAUGUGUGGGCAGUCCAGUAUAAAUCCACCACAAAUGUGGCAGGGUCCACAAAUGUGGCCGCUGGGACCACAUAACACCGGUCCUGAGAGAUCUGCAUUGGCUCCCUGUACGUUUCUGAGCACAACUCAAAGUGUUGGUGCUGACCUUUAAAGCCCUAAAUGGCCUCGAUCCUGUAUACCUGAAAGAGCAUCUCCACCCCCAUCGUUCAGCCCGGACACUUGAGAUCCAGCGUCGAGGGCCUUCUGGCGGUUCCCUCGCUGCGAGAAGUGAGGUUACAGGGAACCAGGCAGAGGGCCUUCUCGAUAGUGGCACCCGCCCUGUGGAACACCCUCCCAUCAGAUGUCAAGGAAAUAAGCAGCUAUCCUAUUUUUAAAAGACAUCUGAAGGCAGCCCUGUUUAGGGAAGUUUUAAAUAUUUAAUGCUGUACUGUUUUUAACACUCGAUUGGGAGCCGCCCAGAGUGGCUGGGGAAACUCAGCCAGAAGGGUGGGGUAUAAAUAAUAUAUUAUUAUUAUUAUCCCUUUCAAGCUCAUCCAAUCCAACUUCUGUUUCAAGUACUGUGGUACCUCGGGUUAAGAACUUAAUUCGUUCCGGAGGUCCGUUCUUAACCUGAAACUGUUCUUAACCUGAAUCACCACUUUAGCUAAUGGGGCCUCCUGCUGCUGCUGCGCUGCCAGAGCACGAUUUCUGUUCUCAUCCUGAAGCAAAGUUCUUAACCCGAGGUACUAUUUGUGGGUUAGCGGAGUCUGUAACCUGAAGCGUCUGUAACCCGAGGUGCCACUGUACAGGACUUCUCUUGAAGAAUCCUGGGAGCUAUAGUUUGUCAAGAGUGCUGGGAACUGUAGCCCUGUGAGGGGGGGCGAAUUCUGGGUGUGUGGGGGGUGGGGGAGUCCUGUGCUUUAAAUGCAAAUACACCAGUCUGGAGGGGACAUAAAAGCAGUUUUUAAAAGAUGUAUUUAUAGAGGAGGCAGCAAUGCUUCUGAACACCAGGUCCUCAUUGGCCCUGUGAUGGAAAUCCUCGCUUCUCUUUUUUUCCAGGGGGUUUACCAGCAGGAGAUGCCUGUGAAUCCCCUUGAAGCUGAUCAGGCUCCUUCAGAGACAGGAGAGAAGCAGCCGGGUGCCGAGGUGAAGCGGGAAGGCAACAGGGGUGGCAGCUGCAUGGGUAGGUGUGCUGAUAGGGCACGUUGAAUUUUCCAGCUUUCAACCUCCCCCUCCCCCCAAAUCAGGGGUGCUAAAAAGUUGUAACAUGACUUGGGGCUUCAAAAGAUAUUUUGGUGGGAUUAAUGUAAUUCAGUUUUGCUUGCUUUGCAAAAUAUGUGUAAAAUGGCAUAAAAUUUACUAAUCAUGAUUGCCAAGUACUUACGGUUUUAUUAUAUAUUAUUUUUAUAAUUUAGUAUCAUUUAGCAUUGCGUUAUAUUUUCAACCAAAUUUCCUGAGAUCCACGAGGAGGCUUCCAUCUGUGUUUGCAGACCACCCGGUGCCAUUUUGAUUCAAGAUGGCACCACAAACGUUUCAUAACUGCACUGUUUUUAAUCCAUGGUUUAAGAAUGGACCAGAUUUUAUGGGUUUGUUUGUAAGAAUCCCUGAGCAGCCCUGCGUACAAGGCUACUAGCGGGAAACAGUUUGCCAAAUGGACCUCUCUUAGUUCUCUGAAGGCCACCCCGUUUAGGGAAGUUUUUAAUGUUUGAUGUCUUAUAGGGUUUUUAAUAUUCUGUUGGGAGCCGCCCAGAGUGGCUGGGGAAACCCAGCCAGAUGAGUGGGGUAUAAAUAAUAAAUUAUUAUUAUUAUUAUUAUUAUUAUUAUUAUUAUUUCACUCCCAGAUGACAGACAGACGAGAGAAAAGGAGGAUUCACAGGUGAAAAUUUCAGAGCCGGUGGAGCUGCCAGACAAGGGGGAAGGAAGGCGUUUCCUACCGACAACAGAGGAAGAAGAAGAAGAUGCUCCUUCGACGCAGCCUGGACCCAAGAGGAAGUUGGGAAAGGGCCCAGAGGAGAGCGUCGCUUGCGGAGAAGCCUUUGCCCACCUCGGCGAACCCACAAACCAGCCGAAACCUCCCCGAGGCAAGCGGGAGACGACCUGUGGAGUUUGCGGGAAGAGCUUCAGCCGCCGGACGGGCCUGCUGGCCCACGAGAGGGUGCACACGGGCGAGAAGCCCUACAAGUGCCCUCACUGCGGGCGCAGCUUCCGCUCCAAGUCCACCCUGGUGGUUCACCAGAGGACCCACACGGGCGAGAAGCCCUACCGGUGCCAGGCCUGCGGGAAGAGCUUCCCCGUGACCACGCAGCUCAUUGAGCACGAGAGGACCCACUCGGGCGAGAAGCCCUACCAGUGCGCCGAGUGCGGGCAGAGCUUCCGCCAGCGCUCGCACCUGAAGAACCAUCAGAAGAUCCACACGGGCCUCAAGCCCUUCAGGUGCUCGUACUGCGGCAAGGGCUUCAGCAUCAGCUCGGACCUCAUCCGGCACGAGAGGGCCCACACCGGAGAGAAGCCCUACCAGUGCCCGGACUGUGGGAAGCGCUUCUGCAACAGCUCACAGGUCAUCACGCACCGCCGGGUCCACACCGGGGAAAAACCCUACAAGUGCCUGGAGUGCGGGAAGGGCUUUGCCGUCAGCCAGCAACUCAUCCGGCACCAGGCGGUCCACACGGGGGAAAAGCCCUACCAGUGCCUGGAGUGCGGGAAGACUUUUGGUGUCAGCACCCUCCUGGCCGGGCACUUGAGGAUCCACACGGGGGAGAAGCCGUACGAGUGCUCCGAGUGCGGGAAGCGCUUCCGCCUCCGCUCAACGCUCAUCACGCACCUGAAAAUCCACGCGGCGAGGAAAAGUUAG
Podarcis lilfordi (Lilford's wall lizard) is the source of this 4847-nucleotide messenger RNA. Lineage: Eukaryota; Metazoa; Chordata; Lepidosauria; Squamata; Lacertidae. The record is from the annotation of a GenBank genome assembly.